AUGGGUAUGGUAGGAAUGAAAAAAGAAGAAAAAAUUCAACAAUGUGAAAGCAAAGGCAAAGACGGCAAGCCAUAGUGGAAAAAGUUGUUAAUUAAAUGAUUGUUUAUAAAAUUAAAAAACGCAAAAGCAAUCACUAGAUUUGCUUGCGAGGGAUUCCAUUUCUAAUAUUAACAUCUUCUUGAAGACUUGAAUGAUGAAAAUACAAGCUUCAUAUUCAUGUUCAUCAUAUCUACACAAACUAGUAUCAACAUUUGUUUCAAUCCUUCUCCUUUUUCAUCAACAUUCUCUAGCUAAGCAUCACCAACCAUGUCCCAUUUCAACAUGUGGCAAAAUUCACAACAUAACGUACCCAUUUCGUCUCAAAACCGAUCCAAACCACUGCGGCGACUCAAGGUACGAAUUAGAUUGCAAAAAAGACGGUCCAUUAUUAACUAUGUUCACAGGUAAAUACUAUGUACAACACAUUGAUUACAAAAGAAAUAAAAUUUUAUUAAGUGAUGCGGGUGCAGUGGAAGACGCAAAUUGUUCUUUCAUCCCACGGUAUUUUUUAUACGACCGAAGUUUCAAUAACAUACUUAACGAAGAUGAGUUUGGAUCUCAGCCGUUCAUUUUAGAUCCAACAGAUCCAACGAGGAUAGCUUAUUACAAUUGUUUAAAUCCAAUUGAAGAUCCACGGUACGUUAAGGUGGACACGAGUCGUUGUAACAAACCAGGGUAUAAAUGGAAUAAUAAUGUUUAUGCUGUUUUGGAACCAUCAUUGUAUGAGUAUCAUGUUAGGGAUAUUAAGGUUGGGUGUGAUUUUAUGGUGGCUACUUUGGCUAAACCAAGGGGUAAUUUGGAGAUUUCGAUGGAGGGUAAUUUUUCGUAUGGUGAGAUUCAUGGGAUGGUGAUUGGUGGAGUUGAGGUUUCGUGGUUGCCUUUGAUUUGUGAAGAUAGAUGUGGAAAGGGGAUAAGUUGUAAGGUUGUUGAUGAAGAUAGUGGAGAAGUUGAAUGUGAUAAGCACUUUUGUCAUUAUGCUUACCAAACAACCGAUAAGUGCGAACUUCAGCAGCAGAUAUUUGGUUAUACUCGUGCUUAUCUUAGAGGCAUUUUUAUUGGAUUUAGAAGUAGAAUCACAUUCAGCACAAGACAAUUGGACAACCCAGUUGGACUACAAUAUUUUGAUGGAGGAAUAUUCAUAGGAAGAAAUGUUCUACCAAUAUUCUUAGCAGCCAGAUUUCUAUUUGGAGUUGUUCUUUUACUUGUGCUAUUUAUUUACAAAUGGAGAAGAAGACAUUUAUCAAUGUAUCACAACAUUGAAAACUUUUUGCUAGAGAGCAAUCUAAAUCCCAUUAGGUAUGAAUACAAAGAAAUCAAGAAGAUGACUGGAGGUUUAAGAGUGAAAUUGGGUCAAGGUGGUUUUGGCGCUGUAUACAAAGGAAAGUUAAGAAGUGGUCCAGAUGUUGCAAUAAAGAUGUUGACGAAAUCCAAUGUUAAUAAUGGACAAGAUUUUAUUAAUGAAGUUGCUACCAUCGGAAGAAUACAUCAUGUUAAUGUAGUUCGUCUUGUUGGAUAUUGUGUUGAGGGGAAAAAGAGCGCACUUGUUUAUGAAUUCAUGCCUAAUGGGUCAUUGGAUAAAUACAUUUUCCCUAAAGAAGGAACUGACCCAUUGAGUUACGAGAAAAUAUAUGAAAUAUCUCUUGGAAUAGCUCGUGGGAUAGCGUAUCUACAUCAAGGUUGUGAUAUGCAAAUUCUACAUUUUGAUAUCAAGCCUCAUAAUAUUCUUCUAGAUGAAGACUUCGUUCCAAAGGUUUCGGAUUUUGGACUUGCAAAGUUGUAUCCUGUGAAUGAUAGCAUUGUCCCAUUAACUGCAGCAAGAGGAACUUUGGGUUACAUGGCUCCUGAAUUGUUCUACAAAAAUAUUGGUGGAGUGUCUUACAAGGCUGAUGUAUAUAGCUUUGGAAUGCUUUUGAUGGAAAUGGCAGGUAAGAGGAAAAACUCAAAUCCUCACGCAGAGCAUUCAAGUCAGCAUUACUUCCCAUUUUGGAUUUAUGAUCAAUUUAAAGAAGAGAAAGAUAUUGAAAUAAUGAAAGAUGUCUCAGAAGAGGGAAUUAAUGUAGCUAAAAAGAUGUUUAUGGUUGCACUUUGGUGUAUUCAGUUGAAACCAAGUGAUCGUCCUUCAAUGAACAAAGUAGUGGAGAUGCUUGAAGGGAAAACUGAAAACCUUGAACUUCCUCCAAGACCUUCUUUUUAUCCAAAUGAAACUUAUAGAAAUCAUGAUGAUAUCAACUCUGACCAUACAUCAUGGAGUGAUUCCAGUAGUACUAGCCAAGCCACAACUAAUUAUUCAUUGGACAAUUGAUCUUGACAAACACAUUUAAUUCCAAAUCGUUGGUCAUUGUAUAUAUAAAGAUUACAGACUAAUUUUGUGCAAUUAUUCAAGUGUGAAAAUUUUUCUGGUUGUAAUUGUAAACUAUGGCAAAGAAAUGAGGCUUUGUUGCAAUUCUGCAACUCGUUAUUCUUCCUUCA
Molecule: messenger RNA, 2508 nt
Organism: Cicer arietinum (chickpea)
Lineage: Eukaryota; Viridiplantae; Streptophyta; Magnoliopsida; Fabales; Fabaceae
Product: LEAF RUST 10 DISEASE-RESISTANCE proteinUS RECEPTOR-LIKE PROTEIN KINASE-like 2.1
Biological process (GO): protein phosphorylation
Molecular function (GO): ATP binding; polysaccharide binding; protein kinase activity
Source: RefSeq, a predicted model, not a curated record